UCGUGUCAACCUCAUUUGCAGCUUAUCUUGGUUUUGUUGACAAAAGUCAUAAACAACUCUUGCUACAGUUCAAAACAUCGGAGAACUUUGAAGUAAUUUAAUCGUUGUAAUCACACAAUAAAGUAUCGGAAUGAUGGAUUCUUAAUUUCCGCAGCAGUAUUUACCAUCUCUGAACUGAUAAUGUUCUAAUAAAGUACCCCAUAAAUAUUACGAGACCUUUAAUGGUAAAAAUAAAACCAGAUAAUAACAAAAACACAAAGACAAACAUUGUAGCGCCAUGUGUUACGCAUAUGAUAAGGAAGAUUCAUAUCCCUAAGGAAGAAUUUAAAGCACUGGUUUCUUUAGUUGCGGUCGAGUUGUACAAAAUGCAUUUGUGUUUUAUUGUAGUUGGAGUGUUGAUAACGUCAAUUCAUGCAACUAACGAAAAAAUUAACUUAGAAACGUUGAACAACUACAGUGAAUUUCUUAAUUUUGGUGUGAAAAAACUCAAAUUGAAGAAAGAGUCGUUAGAAAACGCUAUUAUCAAAUCUAAAGUUGACGUUCUUGGCGAGAUUUUUAAGAGAAAUAUUGAUAGUUUAAAACAUGCGGGAAAAUUAGAAGUGCUGUUUCUAAUCGAUGCGUCGUCUAGCGUUGGAAAAGACAAUUUUAGAAACGAACUGAAGUUUGUUAAAAAAUUGUUGAGUGAUGUGACAGUUGAUUACAAUCACACGAGAGUUGCCAUUGUUACAUUCAGUUCUUCCGUGAGUAUAAACAUUGACCAAAUAAGUGAACCAAGAAUUGAAAACAACAAGUGCUUUCUACUGAAUAAAUUACUUAAUAAAAUAGAAUACUCCGGUGGAGGAACUUCCACCCACAACGCUUUUAAAGUUGCUAAAGAAAUCUUUCAACGCAGCCGUAACGAUUCGCAAAAGGUUCUAUUUCUAAUAACUGAUGGUUUCUCAAAUGGUGGAGACCCAAUACCCUUAGCCAACGAUUUAAAGAAAGCACAAGUUAAAAUUUUUACCAUAGGAAUACAAAAUGGGAAUUAUAGAGAACUUUACGACUUGGCUUCAUCCCCCGGGGAAUUCUACAGUUACUUAUUAGACAGCUUUCAAGAAUUUGAAAGUUUGGCUCGGCGAGCGUUGCAUGUAGAUCUCAAAAGUGGCGAUUACAUUCCUUUAGGGAUUAAUAGCCCGUGUGCUGGACUAUGUGAAGAUGGGGACUGCUGCGACAAAAAUGCUCUGUGUACCUGUGGGACCACCACUGGGCACUAUUCUUGCAUAUGCCAGCCAGGAUAUUAUGGGACAGGACUUAGGAACUCUUGUUCUCCUUGUCCUGCGGGACACUAUUCCGAUGGUCCCCACUUUUGUCGUCCUUGCCCAGAUGUGCAUCACACAACCAUACCCCCAGCUCACAGUAUCGAAAACUGCACCUGCAAAACCGGCUACGUCUCCACCAAGGAUAAUAGUUGCAAAACCCUCAAGUGUCCCAAAUUGUCUACACCCCAGCAUGCUUACUUCGUCAAAAAGAGAGACUGUGGCAACGUGCUUAACAGUGCAUGUGGAAUCAGGUGCGAAGUUGGUUAUACUUUGGUAGGGAACAGCAUAAGGCUAUGCCAAAAAAAUGCAAGUUGGAGUGGCGAACAACCAUCAUGCCAAGUAAAAACAUGUACAAAGCUGACACCUCCAGCUUAUGGGUCAAUGAUAUGCUCACACACUGAUCUUGGUAUCACAUACAAUGAAACCGAAGAAAACCUUCCUGUCGAUACUGUAUGCACCUUUACCUGCCAAGACGGCAAAACCUUGAUCGGGUCAAGUCAACGAACUUGUUUACCUCUAGCGAGAUGGGACGGUCUAAAAACGUCGUGUAAACAAAUUAAAUGUCCGAAACUUCCGCCGGUCAAAAACGGUAGAAUUGAACCCGAAUCGUGUAUGAUCGGGCGCCAAUCGUAUGGAAAAAAGUGUAAAAUUAUUUGCGACGAUGACUUUAAAUUAGAAGGUCCUGAAGAGAAAACGUGCACCAGUAACCAUGGUUUAUGGGACACUCCUUUCGAAAGUACCAUAUGUAAGGACGUUAUAUCACCAAAGAUUACUUGUCCGCCAAAUGUAACUACGAGCGCUCUACCAGGGAAAAAAUUUGGUACAGCCUCUUGGAAACGUCCAGAAGUUGUAGACAACGCCGACCUGGAUGUUUCGGUUUGGAUGAAACCCAGCAUCAAAAAUAUCACAGCUUUUAAGUUCCCGAUUGGUAAAACCCAGGUUACAUAUUUCGCACAAGAUGCCUUCCAAAAUAGAGCCAAGUGUAUAUUCUUCGUUAUCGUUGAAGAUACUGAAGCACCCAUUAUUGAUGAUUGCACUAGUCCACCUACCUUUUUAACAAACGAAAAUAGAGGUACCGAUAUCACUUGGGACGAACCCAAUAUCUUUGAUAAUUCUCAAAAUGUCACAAUACUGCGAAGCCAUGACUUUGGGAACUUUCCGCUUGGUACCACAGUUGUUACAUACACAGCAACCGAUGGUUCAGGCAAUGAAAACACGUGCUUAAUAAAUAUCACGGUUGAAGCGGCCCACUGUGAGGCACUUUUGGAUCCAAUUUAUGGGUACAGUGACUGUUCAUCCCAUAAUGACGGAAUGCAGUGCGUUAUAACAUGUCAAGAGGGUUACGCAGUACCACUAGCACAACCUCAAAAUUCCGCAGAGGAUAGUUCCGUUAGUUUCAUGUGUAAUGAUUCGGAAUCAAUUUGGUACAAUCAAGAAGGUUUGAUGUUUCCUGAAUGUUCUGUGACCGAAGUACCGAAAGAAAUCGAACAAAAUGGCAGCAUUGACGUAAUAUCCGACAUAGACAGUUGCAACAACACUGAAAAAUUAAAUGAUUUGGAAAAUGACAUUAAAAUAACCUUGCAAGAAAUGACCUGUGAGGACAACUGCACGGUAAACACAGAUACUACGUGUUUGGAGGAAGAAAUAGAUGAAGAAACGACAAACAUUAUUAAAAGAGACACCACAUUUGAAGAAGUCCCGCACAAAAAUACCAGCAGACGUCGAGCGAAGAAGAAAAAAAUUAACGUUAAAUUCCAAGUGAAGGGCAAAUACGUAAAUCACACUGAAGAAACUCAAAAUGUUAAUCUUGGUGCUCACAAUAUUUCCAUUCACUACUACAAACCCAGAUUUAUUUGUCCCUCUGGUUUCGUACCUAGAAAGAACAGAUGCGUACAAUGUCCUAGAGGUACCUUUCAUAACGUGACACGAAAUAGGUGUCAAAGCUGUCCACUUGGGUUCUACAAUGACGACUUGGGGCAAAUCGAGUGUAAAUCGUGUCCUUUACAUCAUUCAACCAGAAAGGUACAUUCGAAAAAAGCCGACGAUUGUAAAGAACAGUGCCUACCAGGUACUCAUGCUCGGCGAAAAGUGAUAAAGCAGUCUAGGCGUCACCACAACGUGACUAUAGAAAGGACGACUUUGAGACCAUACUGUCGUUCGUGUAGCAUAGGGUACUAUCAAUCACAAUUUGGCCAAAGAAAAUGUCUUCCUUGUCCUAAAGGUUAUACCACGUUGUCUGCAAGAUCAGUCAGCUUGAAUCAGUGUGUACCAACAGCUGAAGAAAUGUGUGCAAAAAUUCCUGGGAUAUGUAACACCGGCAAGUGUAUGGAACAUGAUAACUAUCAAUAUACUUGUGAAUGCCCACAGGACUAUAUAGGAUCGCACUGUGAGAAAAAAGUAUCACGAUGCGACUCAGAUCCUUGUCUGAAUAACGGGCUUUGCAGAGAAACGGACACCGGUUUUGAAUGUUUGUGUCCUAAAGGGUACUCAGGAACUUUAUGUCAGGAAAUCGAAGAAAAGUGCCUUUUAAUAUGUUUGAACAAUGGAACAUGUCACUAUAACGAACCAGAUGAUUACUUUUGUUGGUGUCCUCCUGGUUUUGGAGGGGAAACAUGCGAAACCAAACUCAACUACUGUACCAAAAAUGUCUGUGAAAAUAAUGGUACUUGUGCCGACGACAUGAGCGGUUUUCGAUGCGAAUGCUCAAACGGGUUCAUUGGAAAACGGUGUAAUAUAUUACCUUGUGAUUAUAAACCUUGUAAAGGUAAUAGUAUCUGUGUAAACAUAUUAGACGCAAAGGCUACUAGAAACAGUUACAGUUGCGUUUGCCCCGAAGGUUACACCGGCAACUUAUGCAACGAAAAAAUUGAUUUUUGCACAAAUUUGCCGUGUUUAAAUGGAGGUAUUUGCUCUAGUAACACCGUAUCCUUCGAGUGCUCUUGUCCCCGUUUUUACUAUGGAAGAAGGUGUGAAUUUCGGCGUCGCUCCGACUACGUUUUACAUUUUCAGAAAUUUUCAACCACCGAUUAUGUGAAAUUAAGCGGUUUCCAACAGAAUCUUAGCGAAAUUACGGCUUGUUUAUGGAUGCAAACUCGAGAUAACGUCAAUUAUGGAACUCUCCUCUCUUACGCAACUAAAAAUUAUGAUAAUGCGUUCACGUUAACAGACUAUACCGGAUUGGUUUUAUACAUCAAUAACUACCAUGUCGUGACCGAUGUUUUCUUGAACGAUGGGCUUUGGCAUCAUGUUUGCGUGUCUUGGGAAAAUUCGAAGGGUGUAUACCAGGUGUACGUUGAUGCUUUUAUAGCAAAAAAUGGCACAGCGUUAGCUCGCAACACAGAAAUUAAAGGAGAUGGCAAUAUGGUAAUUGGUCAAGAACAAGAUAUGCUCGGGGGGCGUUUCAGCCAAUCAGAAACGUACAUUGGGAAAAUGGCACACAUAGAUGUAUGGUCAAAACAGUUAUCGUUGAAAGAAAUUUCCAUGCACAUGAGUGACUGUGCAAACACAAACUUCGGAGAUGUUUACGGGUGGCCUGAUAUACAAAAUCACGUCGAAGGAAAUGUUCAGAUAGAAAAUUCUUCGUUUUGUACGAAGUGUGAAGAUCUUAAGCCUCUUUACAACGGAAUCAUAGAUACUGUUGACAAUGUAGCUUAUUAUAAGUGCUAUAAAGGGUUCUAUUUAAGUGAUGCGUCAUAUGAGAACGGCCGGAAAUGUACUAAAGCAGCAAAAUGGGAAGGGCGCUAUGAGCCAUUUUGCAGAAGAGUUUAUUGUGGCGCUCCUGGUUACUUGAGAAAUGGAUAUAUUAUUGGUACCAAUUUUUAUUUUCGUGACAAAGUUGUAUAUAGAUGUUACGAAGGUUACAAUUUGGUUGGUAACACUGCUAGUGUGUGUUCAGAAAAUGGUACUUGGUAUCCAGAAAAACCGUACUGUGCUGGAUUACAAUGCACUGCCUUUAAAAAACCAGAGAACAGCAAGUUGAUCAUUUUGGCUGAUCAUAGCUACGAGGAUUUUAUAGAAAAUGAGUCAACUUUCGACAUUAGCACACAAGUUGAAGUUACUUGUGACAUAAAAGCGAAAUUGAUUGGAGAAAAUGUUCUAACGUGUGAAGCAAAUGGUAGUUGGAGUGUUCCUCCGCCACAAUGCGUUCUAGAACCAACAACAACAACUACCACUACUACAACUACUACGACUACGACCACCACUACUACUACUGUAUCUCCCGUUAAAUCUCAAAUAAGUUGUGAUAUUUCCAAAGUACCACCAGCACCAGACAAUGGAUACGUUGUUCUUGACACAAUGUACGCUCUAGGCAAUGGAACUGGAGACAUAGUUGAAUAUAAAUGCCGAAUUGGUUAUAAACUCUCUGGUGAAAAUUAUACUACCUGUAUAAUUGACGGAUAUUGGACUGAGCCAAAUAUUACUUGCAUUCCUAUUGAAUGUCCACCACCAGCGUUUGACAAAAUGGUUAUCAAAGGUGAUCUUAAAGACAACGACAAGUACUUCUUUGGGAAUAUGAUCAAACUGGACUGUAUAGAAGGUUACAAAAUAUUUGGAGAUGGUUCAACUCGCUGUUUAGCCAAUGGACGCUGGAGUCGUAUGCGAGCUAGAUGUUCAAAAAAAUCAUGCCGCAAACCUGCUGUUAAGGAAACAACCAUUAUAGAAGGAAAUUCAUAUCUGUUUGAAGACAAGGUAACGCUAAUCUGUCCCAACAAAGCUCACUACAUUUUAACUUGUAACAGUUCUGGUGUGUGGGUGGGAGACAAAGAUAACAGCUGUUAGAUAUAUUACCAUAGUCAAAAAUUUAUUAUAACAACAAAUUUUUAUAAACCCCGUUAGUUAAUUCGUGGUCUGAGAUUUUUUAAAUGCAUUUAUAGUAAAAUAAAGUGAUUUACUCAGAA
Molecule: messenger RNA, 6196 nt
Organism: Zophobas morio
Lineage: Eukaryota; Metazoa; Arthropoda; Insecta; Coleoptera; Tenebrionidae
Product: sushi, von Willebrand factor type A, EGF and pentraxin domain-containing protein 1-like
Exons: 23
Coding region: 222-6077 (1951 amino acids)
Molecular function (GO): calcium ion binding
Source: RefSeq, a predicted model, not a curated record